AUGAAAAAUGAAAAUGGCUAUCAUGAGGUUGUGAGACCUGAAAUUACAGUUGCAGAGAGAAAUUGUAUUGAUGCAGGUUGGUCUUUUCAUAUGUCAUGUGACAGUUUUACCACAGACAACCUUGAGGUCAUAUUUGGAUUGAGAUUACUUUAUGAGACACUGAAGUAUAUAAUUUCAGAAAAAAAACUUGAUGUACAGCAAGGAAUUGAAGACUUUUAUGAGAGCAAAGAACUAGCUGAUUCAAAAGAAAUGCAAUCAACAUGGCAUUGGUAA
Messenger RNA from Entrophospora candida, 273 nucleotides. NCBI's taxonomy places the organism in Eukaryota, Fungi, Glomeromycota, Glomeromycetes, Entrophosporales, Entrophosporaceae. The record is from the annotation of a GenBank genome assembly.